GUGGAGGGUAGGGUUUUUCAAUGGCGACAAAUAAAACCUAAAGGUUUUUAACGCUAAUUCCUGCCUGCUGUUGGGCUAAAAGCUUGAACCCGAGAAACAAUAGGAGGGCUUUCCUUCCCAGUGGAUUGCGUAGCGUACACUGCCAGUCUCUUGUCUUCUGUUCACCAUGGCUUCUUCUGAUAUCCAGGUGAAAGAACUGGAGAAGCGGGCCUCUGGCCAGGCCUUUGAGCUGAUACUCAGCCCCCGUUCAAAAGAGGCCGUCCCAGAAUUCCCUCUUUCUCCUCCAAAGAAGAAGGACCUUUCACUGGAGGAAAUUCAGAAGAAAUUAGAAGCUGCAGAAGAAAGACGCAAGUCCCAUGAAGCGGAGGUCCUGAAGCAGCUGGCUGAGAAGCGGGAGCAUGAGAAGGAAGUGCUGCAGAAAGCAAUCGAGGAGAACAACAACUUCAGUAAGAUGGCCGAGGAGAAGCUGACCCACAAAAUGGAAGCCAACAAAGAAAACCGAGAAGCACAAAUGGCGGCCAAGCUGGAGCGCUUGCGAGAAAAGGACAAGCACGUGGAAGAAGUGCGGAAGAACAAGGAAUCCAAAGACCCCCUCGCUGAUGAGACUGAAGCCGACUAGCUGUUCUGAGAACUGACUUUCUCCCCUCCCCUCCUCAAUAUCCAAAGACUGUACUGGCCAGUGUCAUUUUAUUAUCAUUGUUAUUAUUUCCCUCCUGACAAAUACUCCAGAAGCCAAUGUAGGACUUAAAUAGGUAGAUCCAGACCAUAGGAUGUUGUUUUAGGGGCUAAAGGGGAGAAACGAAAAGUGUUUUACUCUUUUUUCUAAAAGUGUUGGAGUGUUUCUAACGUAGCUAUUUUUCUUGUUGCAUCUUUUCUACUUCAGUGCACACAGUGCGCUGGGUGAAUGGCUAGUACCGUAUUGGCCCCGUGGAAACAUGUUCGUGAAAGAGUGUGUAGUGGCUUCUCUCAAAACUGUUAGAUGCUGAAUCUCUGUUUGCUUUUAAAUCCCAGUUCUGUCCCGAUUUUACCAGAUGCUACUGUACUUGAAUGGUUAAUAAAACGGCACAGUGCUGCUGGUGGCA
Messenger RNA from Echinops telfairi (small Madagascar hedgehog), 1082 nucleotides. It is a transcript of the gene STMN1, whose product is annotated as stathmin 1. Gene Ontology annotation, molecular function: tubulin binding. Gene Ontology annotation, cellular component: neuron projection; cytoplasm. The transcript has 5 exons. Lineage: Eukaryota; Metazoa; Chordata; Mammalia; Afrosoricida; Tenrecidae. Gene Ontology annotation, biological process: regulation of microtubule polymerization or depolymerization; microtubule depolymerization; neuron projection development. The record is from RefSeq and is a predicted model, not a curated record. The coding region runs from base 167 to 619 and encodes 150 amino acids.